This is a messenger RNA of Drosophila hydei, 1066 nucleotides long. Its product is annotated as lectizyme. The record is from RefSeq and is a predicted model, not a curated record. The transcript has a single exon. Lineage: Eukaryota; Metazoa; Arthropoda; Insecta; Diptera; Drosophilidae. Gene Ontology annotation, biological process: proteolysis. Gene Ontology annotation, molecular function: serine-type endopeptidase activity. Bases 39 to 977 code for a protein of 312 amino acids.
UCCGGGACCAGUUCACAUUCACCGCUAUACGAAACGCUAUGUUUGCGUUAAAAAUUCUGAUUGCUUUGCUGCCGCUUUUGGCGCUGGCCAAAGCCAAUGCCAUUGGGCAGCAGCCUCAGCUUGAACACCUGCUGUCGGAGCACUUUGAGGAAUUGGCCAGGGCGCAGAAAGUUGCGCCCCAUUUGGUGGAGCGCGUAAUGCAGAAAAUUAAAGAUGAUCAAACAGUGGAAAUGUCAUCGCGCAUUAUAGGCGGCUACGAUGUGCAGGGCGUGGAUAAUGCGCCUUAUCUCGUCUCACUGAGCCUUACCCCGCUCAUCUACAGUCAUCAGUGUGCAGGCUCCAUUAUUGGCAAGCGCUGGGUGCUCACCACUGCACAUUGCGCCGAGGAGCUGCGCAGCUUCAAUGGUGACAUCGUCGGCACUCCCAUCUAUGCGGGUCUCUCCAAUCGGUCCAACGUAAGCGACGCUCAGGUGCGCUACGUGGACUUUGCUGCGACGCAUCGCUCAUUCAGCGGCGUAGCCGGCAGCGACAACAUCGCCCUGCUGCACGUCUCCAAGUCAUUUGUCUACUCGAGUCGUGUCCAGCAAAUUUCUCUGCCAGAUCUCGACGAGGACUACAGCAACAAGACGACCGCUCUCUAUGGCUGGGGUCUAACCAAUGCUGAUGGUGAUGAAUAUUCGAAGAAGCUGCAGUAUGGAUUUGCUCCACUGCUAAAUAGCGUACAAUGCGCGAAGCUGUUGCCGGCAGAUGCGCCGCUCUCGAAGAGUCAGGUGUGUGCCCAGGUGAAAGCGUGCUUUGGAGACGGCGGCAGUCCCUUGGUUUACUGGCCCAUCGAUGGACCCGCCGAGCUUGUGGGACUGGGCUCCUGGACCUACAUACCCUGCGGCUACGCUGAUCGGCCGACUGUCUACACCUCUGUGCCCGCCUAUGUGAAUUGGAUCUACCAAGUGAUUAGCGCCUAUUACCAGCUGAACUGAGUGUCAGCUAGCACAGUCCUUAAGCUAAAUUCGUAUAGCUUUGAUCUUUGCGUAACACAUUUAUCGCCCAUUAAAGCAAACAACAACUA